AUGCCAGAAACAAAAUACCAAAAUGAAAACCAGCUUACUUCUGAACAAGCAAAUAAAUCUAGGCUUGUCACCAUGUGCCGCUGGGUGGUCGAAGUGAUUAAUGGCCGCUUUAAAAGGGACUUUCGUUUACUCAGAAAUAUUCAUAGUAACAGAGCAUUAAGUAAUAUGUUCGAUUAUUUUAAGAUCGCGGCAGCAUUGCUGAACAGCUAUCACGUUGUAGUAGACAAUAACGUACACGCACGCGAUUUCAUUGACAUAAUUAAUGAACGAAUAAACAUACCAAAUCGUUUAGCAGAUAUUGUCAUUACAAAUAAUUAUAACAGAAGAAGAGCUCAUUUUGAGCCUAUGAGAGCCGAAAUGCCUCAAUUUAAUGACUUUCCCAGAAUGACAGAAGAAGAAUUGACGCUAUUCGCUUUAGGUAGCUAUCAAUUGAAGCAAGCCCGCAGUUAUUAUGCUGAACACGUACAUCCAGAAGGGGCAUUCACUAUAGAACUCGCCCGAAAUAUCCCUCUGGAAGAAAUUCGGGAGAUAGCUGGACGAGAUGUGUUAUUAAUUCGAGGCCGUAUUCAAUCAAGGCAUGUCGCAUCAAGAACCUAUUAUGUGUACAUUGCAGCUGAUCCAACACUUCGUGGAAGACUAGCUAUUCCACAAUAUUAUUGCUCAUGCCCAAUAGGCAAACGGACAAUAGGGUGUUGUUCACACACCAUGUCUAUCGUGUGGUAUAUGGGUUUCGCACGGUAUGAGAACAUACUUGUACCAGCAGAAGGUCUGGAAGAUGAAAUUAUAACUUUAGAUGAUGUAUAG
Molecule: messenger RNA, 804 nt
Organism: Danaus chrysippus (African queen)
Lineage: Eukaryota; Metazoa; Arthropoda; Insecta; Lepidoptera; Nymphalidae
Source: the annotation of a GenBank genome assembly